Molecule: messenger RNA, 444 nt
Organism: Strongylus vulgaris
Lineage: Eukaryota; Metazoa; Nematoda; Chromadorea; Rhabditida; Strongylidae
Source: the annotation of a GenBank genome assembly
AUGUCAAUAAACACAGCAAAUACCCCAGAUGGACGUGGUGUCCUGAUCUAUAAUGGAGAGGUUAUACUCGUUUUCGCUAGGAGUGUUGUAAUGACGAUAGGGAAAAAUGAGAAUCAGAAUUUGGAAGGGAAAUUUAAUGGCGUGUUAUACUUAACAUCACAUCGAGUAAUCUUCAUGCCUGAUGAGCUACAAGUUUUUCGUUCUUUUGAGAUGCCAUUCUCAUCUAUGCAAGACGUGCAUUUGGAACAACCAAUAUUUGGUGCAAACUAUCUAAGAGGAAUAGCUGUUGCUAUACCUGGGUCACAACUCUACGGUGAGGUCCCAUGGCGUCUUACGUUUAAUAAAGGAGGAUGUAUUGAUUUUGGUCGUACUUUGUUAGAAGCUGUCGACAGAGCUAGCAGAUUCCGUCCAAACAAUGCUCCUCCGCCAUAUGCCCCACCCCGA